Molecule: messenger RNA, 1194 nt
Organism: Serendipita indica DSM 11827
Lineage: Eukaryota; Fungi; Basidiomycota; Agaricomycetes; Sebacinales; Serendipitaceae
Source: the annotation of a GenBank genome assembly
AUGCCGCCAUUCUCCAAUCUGCUGUCCAAGCUGACUGGUGGGCUCUUUGGAGGUAAAGGAAAACCAGCAGACCAUCAUGAUGAAGUCUGGCUGCUCGACAAUCUCGCUUUUCGUCGAGGCCCCAACGAACCUUGGCGUGCCGAAUAUGUUGCCGCCUUUUUCGAUGACAACAGCAAAAUCCGGGAAAAGGUCGUAAAAGCGAUUGCAGACUUGACGCAAACACUCAACCUUGCUCCGGAUGAUCAAAUUUCGGAGGACCGUAUUAAGGACCGCCUCGCGCCUUUUGUGAGGCAGAUUGGUCCGAAUAUGUCGGUCAAGAUUGAAUACGAGGGUGUGAAGAAGGUGAUUCAAUUGGGGCCGAGCGACGCAAAUGGUAUUCUCUCUCAGGAGCUUGAUGUGCCCCUCGGAGGAAAGGGUAUGCAACCGGGUCAAGCACUCAAGAUGGGCGUCGUACAUGAGCAAAAGGAAAGCCUGAGCGAAGGCUCGCAUACAGCCAUGCUCGAAACAGGAAACACAUAUUUUGCUGCAGAUGGUGGAUUCGGUGUGAUAAGCGACAUUGAUGAUACAAUCAAGGUUACCCAAGUCCGAGAUCGACUCGCCUUGCUCAAGAAUACGUUUGUCAAGGAGCCCAAGCCUGUACAGGGUAUGCCGGAGCUAUACAAGAGGUUGCAUGACGCACUUUCAACACCAUCGAAUCCGACCCCGUUUGUCUACCUAUCCGCGUCGCCGUAUAAUUUGUAUCCGUUCCUCCGCUCAUUCAUCAAGAAUGCGGGAUUCCCGAACGGAAUGAUGAUUCUCCGAGAUAUGAGCUGGAUGGCGAUGGAGAGCUUUGUAGUCUCGCUAACUGUAGGUACACAAGAGUAUAAAGAGGAUCGCAUGAAAAAGGUCUCGACCUGGCUUCCGAAAACGACAUGGGUCUGUAUCGGCGACAGCACGCAGACAGAUCCGGAAGCCUAUGCGACGUUCUACAAGCAGCUUGAGAAAAAUGGUCAAGGCGGACGUGUUGCACGUAUCUGGAUUCACAAAGUCGUGGGAGUCAACCCAUCUGCAGAAAAGGACCUCAAUGAUCCUAAGCGGUUCCAAAAGGCGUUUGAUGGGAUUGACCCCAAGGUGUGGAAGGUUUUCGAAAAUCCAGACGAGCUCCUUUCCGAGAUCAAUGCUCUCAAACAACAAGCCGGCAGUCGAGUUAACUAG